AAGAAAUUUACUUCCUUUUCAUUAUGAGGCUGCUUUAGCAAUUUAUUCGUCCUACAGUAUAUCCAACCAUGUUUAAUUACGUAUAAGUAUCUGCUAGUACAUAAAUAAAGAUGUUAGAUUUUUCAGCCAAGGCAGAAAUUGGGUUUUGGAGCAGAGACUCUCUUCAUAUACGAGCAGUUUACUGUAGGCUCAUCGAGUGCACUAGUGUUUCUGUCUAUAAAUGAUCUCGGUCUGAUUUUUCCUCUACAUGAAGAUUCUUUAUCUGGGCUUCUGUAAAAAUGACAAGUUUACACAAGUCCCUUGAUAAUGUAGAUUUAGAGGCCGCUAGUUUUAAUCGCGGUGGAAACGAUGGCGGCGGCGGUGUAGGCGGCAGCUCAAACUCCUCUAAUGCAAAUGACCAUUCUACAUCAAGCCCUUGUGGAAGUGAGAUUGUGAGUAUUUCUGAAAAUACUAGUAUUGAUGAAAACAGUAAGAGAAGAGAAUCGAAUGUGUCAGAGUGUUCAGUGGAGGUGGAGGUGGUGGAUCUGAAAGAUGGUCCACCAGAAAGCAGGCUGCAUUUGUUCAAGAUUAUUAGGGAUUGUAGAAUUUGUCAUCUGAGCUUGGAUGCAGCCAAUCAAGACUCUGGUUUACCCAUUGAAUUGGGUUGUUCUUGUAAAGGUGAUUUGGCUGCUGCUCACAAUCAAUGUGCUGAGGCUUGGUUCAAGAUUAAAGGAAACAAAACUUGUGAGAUAUGCGGAUCAAUUGCACGAAAUGUUUCUGGUGUGAACGAGGUUGAGUUGAUGGAGCAGUGGAAUGAAGCGAAUGAUAAUGCUGCCACAGCUACGACAUCGGCUUCUCAAACAGCAUCUCGAAACUUUUGGCAGGGUCAUCGAUUUCUGAACUUCUUGUUAGCUUGUAUGGUAUUUGCAUUUGUCAUCUCCUGGCUUUUUCACUUCAAUGUACCCUCAUGAGAUCUUCUCAGGGGCUACAAAAUGGUCAUUCAAGAAAACAUCUAGGCUCCUUUCAAUACUUUAUAUUCGGUCACGGUGGCAUUCUGGCAUCUGUUUUUACACUUUGCUCUACGAACUCUUAUUAGCUGCCAGGUUGUGUAUAUUGAGGACUGGUAGUUCGUGUUGUAUUGUUGUUCUGUUAUCUAUUGUAAUUGUGAGAAUGUCCUUUAUUGUAAUUUAAUCCCACUGCUUCAUCCCAUUAUAUAUUUGCGAUCUCUUUUGUCGUUU
Messenger RNA from Olea europaea var. sylvestris, 1217 nucleotides. RefSeq lists its product as uncharacterized. The coding region runs from base 279 to 950 and encodes 223 amino acids. Gene Ontology annotation, molecular function: zinc ion binding. The transcript is spliced from 2 exons. NCBI's taxonomy places the organism in Eukaryota, Viridiplantae, Streptophyta, Magnoliopsida, Lamiales, Oleaceae. The record is from RefSeq and is a predicted model, not a curated record.